ACCAAAUGGGUUGAUCCUAAAACGGAAGAAGAAAAAACUAUUGUUGUUUCUGAAGAUGAUGGUAUUCGAAAGAGUACUACUGUUGAAGGUUUGGCAAAAUUGAAACCUGCAUUUGCGAAAGAUGGUACUACUACUGCUGGUAGUUCCUCUCAAGUUUCAGAUGGUGCAGCUGCUGUUUUGCUUAUGAAAAGAAAGAAAGCCGAAAAACUUGGAUUACCAAUUCUUGGUAAAUUUAUUCGUGCCAGUGUUGUUGGUGUUCCUCCAAAUGUCAUGGGUAUCGGUCCCGCUUAUGCUAUUCCAAGUGUUCUCAAACAAGUUGGUCUCGGAAUCAAUGAUAUUGAUAUUUAUGAAAUUAAUGAAGCUUUUGCUUCUCAAGCCGUUUAUUGUGUUGAGAAAUUGGGUAUUGAUAUAAAUAAAGUUAAUCCAAAAGGUGGAGCUAUAGCAAUUGGACAUCCUCUUGGAUGCACAGGUGCUCGUCAAAUUUCUACACUCUUAUAUGAAUUGAGAAGAACAAAUAAGAAACUUGGUGUUAUUUCUAUGUGUGUCGGUUCUGGUAUGGGUAUGGCAGCAGUUUUUGAAGCUGAAAA
Molecule: messenger RNA, 587 nt
Organism: Dentiscutata erythropus
Lineage: Eukaryota; Fungi; Glomeromycota; Glomeromycetes; Diversisporales; Gigasporaceae
Source: the annotation of a GenBank genome assembly